Condylostylus longicornis is the source of this 1779-nucleotide messenger RNA. RefSeq names its product galactosylgalactosylxylosylprotein 3-beta-glucuronosyltransferase S. The transcript has 7 exons. Gene Ontology annotation, molecular function: galactosylgalactosylxylosylprotein 3-beta-glucuronosyltransferase activity. NCBI's taxonomy places the organism in Eukaryota, Metazoa, Arthropoda, Insecta, Diptera, Dolichopodidae. Gene Ontology annotation, biological process: carbohydrate metabolic process; chondroitin sulfate proteoglycan biosynthetic process. The record is from RefSeq and is a predicted model, not a curated record. Gene Ontology annotation, cellular component: Golgi membrane. The coding region runs from base 1 to 1377 and encodes 458 amino acids.
AUGACAACAGUAAUACCAUUUAAACGUUUAGGAAAUCGUUCAUCAUUACCAUUAAGAAGUUGGGCUAAUGCUCGUAAUGCUAUGGCAUUUGCAUCAAUAUUACUCAUUAUAUUACUAUAUGUAAUAUGGACAUCAACAGGUAAUUCGACUACAACGUCAACCUCAAGUACAACUUUGAUGUUAAGUUCAUCAGCAAGUUUAAAUACAGAUAAUGAUGAUGAUGAUAAUUCACAUAGUGAUAAUGAUCAUAUAUUAUAUGGUAAUAGUUUUGAUGGUGGUGGUGGAAUUGGUUCUGGUGAAAUUGAUGAACUGGAGCAAUCAAUUGCAGCUGCAGCCGCUGCUAGAGCAUCUAAACCAGCUGUCAAUAUAAUUUAUAAAAAAUCUCUGCCACAUACAACUGAUAAAAAACGAAAUGUAGUUAAAGUUGUACCGGAAACCGGUAUCGUAAAUGAUUCAAUGGAUAUAUGUAAUGAAAAUUUUGAAGAUAAUCGACAAUAUAUACAAAAUCGUCCACGUAUUGAAUAUAAUCAUCUUCCAAUUAUAUAUUUUGUAACACCAACAUAUCCUAGACGCGAACAGAUACCUGAAUUAACCCGUUUAGGGCAAACGUUAAUGCAUGUACCAAGAAUACAUUGGAUUGUUGCCGAUGAUUUUGAUGCAUGUAAUAGUAAUUUAGAUUUUUUACUUAAUACUUUUGGCGUUCCUUAUACUCAUAUUUCUAGUCCAAUGCCGGAUAUAUACCGUGCCAAGUCACCAAAUCCACGUGGUGUUGCCAAUAGAAGAGCUGCAUUAAAUUGGAUACGUAAUGGUAAUCAUAAACAUGGUGUUUUAUAUUUUGGAGAUGAUGAUAAUACAUUCGAUUUAAAAUUAUUUUCGGAAAUACGUGAUACAAAAAAAGUUUCAAUGUUUCCAGUUGGUUUAAUUGGUUUAUAUGCUGUUAGUGCACCAGUAGUUAAAGAUGGUAAAAUAAUUGGAUUUUUUGAUUCAUGGCCAGCAAAACGUAAAUGGCCAGUUGAUAUGGCUGGUUUUGCUGUUAAUUUACAAUAUUUAUCACAACAUCCAAAUGCAACAAUGCCAUAUAGAGCUGGUUAUGAAGAAGAUGCAUUUUUACGUUCAAUAUCAUUAAAAAUUGAAGAUAUUGAACCGAAAGCAGCUAAUUGUACAGAAAUAUUAGUAUGGCAUACACAAACACAAAAAUCUAAAGCACCAACAGUACGUAUUGAAUCAAAAUAUAUAUAUGAUGGUACAUCAAGUUUAGCUGGUUUAUUUAGAGAAUUAGAAGCAUUAAAUGUUAGUCAUCAUUCUGAUACGACUGGUGUUAAAGCACAAAUUAGUCGAGAUGGUAAAGCAAGACCGAUAUCGUAUUUCUUCCGGUGAAAUAACUUAAAAGCAAAUUUUGGUGCUGUGGCUCUAUAAUAAUUAUAAUAAUAAUAAUGAUAUAUAAAUAUUAAAAAUAUUUAAUUAAUUAAUUAUUGUACAUAUAUAUACAAAUAAUUUUAUUAUAAUUAAUUAUUGUACAUAUAUAUACAAAUAAUGCAAAGCUUAUUUUUUUAUCAUUUUAAUACAUGUCAAUAAUUUUACAUUUAAUAUCGUAAAUUUGCAAAAAUUUUCCAAAAUUUAAUUUGUAAUUUGAUUUUUUUAAUUUCUUUUUUUUUUAAAUAGUAACAAUAAUGAAUUAUUAUAAUUUGACUAACAAAAUAAUUUCUAAUUUAUUAAAAGACAAUUGAAUAUCACACAAAGUGAAUAAUUUUGCUUAUAUAGCAAAAAGUAAAUUAUUAA